UUCGAGGAUGGGUCUAUCGAUGGAAUCAAGAUGGCGACUCUGGCAAAAGCGCCAAUAUAUUUACUGAAGUAGAUGUCCAAAAUUAACCGAGGUAGCGGGUUUUCCCAAGCCCCUCGGUGGUUCCGUGAAACAUGAAGACCGGCAGCAUGUUUUUGAAGAGGAAUUGACCGGGAUUAAUACCGUAACAAAGUCAGCGAGAUGUGCGAGAGCUAUGCCCGCUCGCUGCUGCGUGUUUCGGUGGCGCAGAUCUGCCAGGCGCUGGGCUGGGAUGCGGUUCAGCUCACUGCGUGCGAUUUGCUGUCCGAUGUACUGCAUCGAUACAUCCAGCAGUUGGCCAGGGUCUGCCAUCGGUACUCCGAGCUGUAUGGAAGAACAGAUCCAGUCCUGGAUGAUGUCAGCCAGGCCUUCAGACUGCUGGGGGUGAGUCUGAGUGAACUGGAGGACUACGUCCACAACCUGGAGCCUGUGGCCUUCACCCAUCAAACGCCGCUCUUUCCUGUCAGCAAAAACAAUGUCCUGCAGUUUCCCCAGCCUGGAGCCCGAGAUACAGAGGAAAGAAAGGACUACAUUCCAGAUUACAUGCCACCCCUGGUCUCCUUACAAGAAGAAGAGGAGGAGGAAGAGGUCCCUGCCGACAUGGGCACUUCAGCUGAAGCUAUGCAGGUGGCACUGGAAGAGGAUGAGGAGGAAAUAGAUGAAGAUGAGACGGUCAACGAUGAAAACCACCCACUAAAGAGGCACCUGGACAGUCCUGAUGCAGCUAUGGGCAUGAUGCCUACCUCCAAGAGACCACGCAUGUACCCAGGGCUCAGCCCAGAAUGGGGGGUUGAGCCCAGGGAGCCCCUUACCUCUCUCAACCCUCAGCGUGUUCCUCCAGGCAUGCUGCCGUCUCAUGACAGCCUCGACCCGCUAUCACCCGAAACACCCUCUGGAACUCUGCCUUCCUUCAGACCUCAGCCAGUAAUGCCAAAACACUCUGAUCAAAAGGGCCUCACCACUCCAGGAAGAAAGCCUAAGGUCUCAUCCCCUGGCAGACAACGGACUAAGUCCCCUAAAGGGGUUAAUCCCGUUCCGGUGGUUGGCAGUCCCAUCCAUUCUCCAAAACCAUCCAAGGAAAGGAAGAAAUCUCCAGGCAGGACGAAGAGUCCUAAAAGCCCAAAGAGCCCGAAGAUGGGUUCAGCUAAGGCGCCUCAACCACAGAGCAAGACAGAUGGCCUGCUUAAGCUCCCGCUGUCUGCACUGAGUGAGAGAAUGGGCAAAGAGAACAUUCAUAUGCGUCAGAAUGUAGAGGACAGGGAGUUAGCAGAGGGCCCGUUCAAGAAACUAGAGCCCGAUAAUACAGCCAUUGAUGACUCUAUUGAUGCUGUGAUUGCUAGAGCAUGUGCUGAGCGGGAGCCUGAUCCCUUCGCUUUCUCCUCAGGCUCUGAUUCAGACAGCAAUGGAUUCUCCAGUCCCAGGAGACUGACUAUCAUGGAGCCGUCUACACCUAAAAACCCAAUUGUGGCCGGCCACUUGUUAAAAGACACGUCAACACCACUUCACCUCCAGCCACACGCAGGUCUUGGAAACUGGACUAUGGAUGACUCCAUCAACGAGGUGAUCCGCAAGGUUAACCAGGGGGGUCCGUCGGCACCCCCUCAAAACCAAACAGAGUACGUGUCGUCAGGUUCGGCCUCACCACCCACGCCGGAACCGCUGCUCAAGGUUUUUGAAGAGAAGAACAAGAUUGUGUCUUCCAUAGAUGUCAAGAAGAAGCUGAAGAAGGAGCUCAAAACAAAGAUGAAGAAGAAGGAGAAAGACAAACCGAAAGACAAAGACCGGGAAAAGGACAAGAGCAAACUCAAAGAGAAGAAUAAGGAUAAGAACAGGGACAAAAACAAGGAGUUUUCCAAGGACGGCAAGAUGCCCUGGAAGGACUUUGGAGUGAAGGAUGAUGAACACUUUGUUCAGCGGGACUUUACUCUGCCUGAGGGCUCCAUUAAGAUUAAAUCAAGAGAUGGUGAUGGCCCUAAGAAGGAGAAAGAGAAACAUAAAGACAAAAAGAAAGAUAAAGAAAAAAGUAAAAAGGACAAAGAUAAGAGGGAUAAGGGUAAAGACAGGAACAAGGAUGACAAGCAGAAACAAUCUGCAUUAUCCCCUUUUGCUCUGGGAGAAAUCCCGCCACUGUUCAGCCCCUCUACCUGCCUGCGCAUUCCCUCCAUGCUGCCUCCUCUGGCCCCCAUCCUCCAGGAUAAAGAAAUGAAGAGCAAGGAGAAGGACAAGAAGAAAGACAAGAAAGAGAAGAAGAAAAAGAAAGAUAAGGAGAAGGACAAGGAGCGAGAGAAGGCGAAGGAAAAGGAGAGGGAGAAAGAAGAGAAGAGGAAAGAAAAGGAGAGGGAAAAGGAGAAACGAGAAAAGGAGAAGGAGAAAGAAAAGGAGAGAAUUCGACUGGAGAAGGUGAAAAUAGACACUCCAGCAGCUUUACCAUCUCCAGUCAUCCCCAGACUGACACUCAGGGUGGGAGCAGGUCAGGACAAAAUCGUUAUCAGCAAGGUGGUUCCAAAUUCAGAGCCCAAGACGCCAGCACCCAAGACCCCCGCCGCCAAGUCAGGACCUGCGACUCUUCCUCGGCCACCUCCGCCACCGCCGAUGCUCCCUCAAAUCCCAGUCAUCCUGCCCCCGCCUCGCUCUCCACCUCCCCCUGCACUUCCUCCAUCAUCGUCUUUGCUCUCUCCAUCCCCUAUGCUUUCUCCCGCCGCUUGCAUCAAAACACCGGUCCGCAGCGUAGUGACUGAGACCGUCAGUACUUAUGUGAUUCGUGACGAGUGGGGAAACCAGAUCUGGAUUUGUCCUGGAUGUAAUAAACCUGACGACGGCAGUCCCAUGAUUGGAUGUGAUGACUGUGACGACUGGUAUCACUGGCCUUGUGUUGGGAUCCAUGCAGCCCCUCCUGAAGACCAACAGUGGUUCUGCGUUAAAUGUUCCAGCAAGAAAAAGGACAAAAAACACAAGAAAAAGAAACACAAACCACACUGAGACUAUGCAAAAAGCACAUAUUUUGGACUUUUUUGGACUAAAGCCAUCACUGAACACUCGUGGCACUGCUGUAAAAUAAAAAAGAAAGUAAAAAAUAUGGCUGAUACUAACUUCUGAUGAUUUUUUAAAUGAUGUCAGCCAUGAUGCAUUGUGAGUUGGUAAGAAAAAAGGCUUUAACCAGCACAUAUCCAGCCUUAGUUCUCACGUGGGUGCUGUGAUUUUCCCCUUUUUCACCUGUAAAUUGUUUGCUUGUUGUUUUGGAUGUCCAGUUGUAUGGGAUCUUGACAAUUAUGUCUGUAUGAGGAGACUGUGACAGUUUCUGCAAGAUCAGAACUCAACUUUGUCACAAAGCAGAAAAGAGAGAACAUCCAACAUCUGUCGUCUUUAUUUCUGUUUCCUUCAUCUUGCCAGAAAAGGAAUGACCCGUGUGUCGGACCUUUCUCCAGUUUUCUGCAGUACCAUUGAAAUGUCAUGUAUAUAAUGAUGAUGGCAUCAGGCAUGUAUAAAUGUGUAAAUACCAACUUCCAAGCCAAGUGCAUUUUGUUCUUAGGAUUCUGACUUGUUAAAUCCAUUUUCAAAUAUUGGUUUUUAAAUCAAAUAAUUUUCUGUAAUUUCUGUACAUUUUUUAAAUUUAAAGUUUGUAUUUUUAUUUUCUCUUCAUAUGGACUAGUCCUGAAGUUAUACUGUAGCUGUGCUUGUAAUGUAAUUCCUUUCGCUGAUAUUUCAAUAUUAAAGAUGAACAGUCUGUGUACUCACAGACUUUAAGACAUAAAUCUCAUUACCAUCAAAA
Messenger RNA from Amphiprion ocellaris (clown anemonefish), 3805 nucleotides. RefSeq names its product TAF3 RNA polymerase II, TATA box binding protein (TBP)-associated facto (gene taf3). Gene Ontology annotation, cellular component: transcription factor TFIID complex. The transcript has 7 exons. Gene Ontology annotation, molecular function: protein heterodimerization activity. The coding region runs from base 199 to 3015 and encodes 938 amino acids. The record is from RefSeq and is a predicted model, not a curated record. NCBI's taxonomy places the organism in Eukaryota, Metazoa, Chordata, Actinopteri, Pomacentridae.